Molecule: messenger RNA, 954 nt
Organism: Aphanomyces invadans
Lineage: Eukaryota; Oomycota; Saprolegniomycetes; Saprolegniales; Verrucalvaceae
Exons: 4
Coding region: 223-816 (197 amino acids)
Source: RefSeq, a predicted model, not a curated record
GCCACUUGAUCUCUUGUAGAUAUUCGACCAAGUCUGUUUCAAGUAAUUAAUGGGGACUCUCCGGCCAUCAGAAAGAUUCUCCACGAGGAAGAAGACCCUGAGGGCGAGUUUGUAAACGUCCGACGCAUCUUUCAAGUCAACGAUGCAUUGUUUCGCUUGUUGUACACCAAAGCUGGUCCAGACGUCAAGUACGCGUUGACAUUGGACGAGCUAUGGCGCACCAUGAAGCGCCUACGCGUGAUGACGCAGUUGGUACCCACUCCGCGCGACGAUGAGAGUGCCGAUACUCAAGAGAUUUCGGUCGUGGACUUUGCUGAUAUCUUGCUCCGAAUCUGCAACGAGCAAUUUGGAGAGCUUGGGCGCCUCGGACAGCGCGUAGAUCGGUUUGUCGUAGAGCAUUUGUGCUUCUUGCAACAAGCUAAGUCAGCCCUACGGGAAGAGGCGCAAAGCGCUGCGAUGAAAUCGGUGCUGAGUGAAUUCAAGGAGCAGCUGGCCGGGAUAUUCAAACGAUACGCUGUCAAACCCAAGUCCAAGGAAAAGGGUGUCUUGCACUUCAAGUUGCGCGAUUGGAUGGCAUUUGUGAAGGAUUUCAAGCUCUUAUCCCCGCGAUUUACUUACGAAGCGGCGCACGAUUUGUUUCGGAACGUUCAGGAAGGCGCGUCCCACGAAGACGACAUGGAAAUGGUGUACGCCGAGUUCUGCGAGGCUGUUGUUGCUUUGGCUGGCUUUCAAAUACCCGACCCAUUCAUGGACUGGCCUGUCAAAGCAUCGACGUUUAUCCAUCGCUACUUAAACCAUGAUGUGUCGAAGGAGUAGACCCACGCAACAAUGCUCAAUAUUUCAUCUCAAUUCCACGACAGAGUCGCACUCCGGUUAUGGGAUGGAGUAGGCUAUCUCGGCAUACUUUACACACGUCGUGUCAGUGCGACACAUAGAAAUAUGAACACCUGACCU